UCUUUCUUUUCCUUUAGCUUUCUCUAUCAGCGCCUUCCUGCGCUUCCCUGUUCUUUAUCUCUCACUUUGCAAUUUUACUGCGCGCCCAUUUGCAGGGCGUUGUUUUAUCCAGUUUGGUGUUGAUACUUGAUACCCUUGUUUCGGUUAAUUCGAGCAGAAUCUGCUUUUGGAGUAGUUUUAGGUUUUAAUUUCUUGAUUGUUAUAGUGUUGGAAGAAAAGGUUAAGAUGAAAAGCGAUACAACCGCGAGAAGAUCGUCCUUUGGAAGCAUUAUGAGAAGGAGACUUUCAGACAUCACUAAUUCGAUUCCGCAGCUAAAAUCUCCUUCAAUUCCCGAAAAGUUUGCAUCUGAUGCUGGUGCUGCGAAGGUACUUGUCGACCACCUUGUCAAGGAAAAAGUGGCCUUGAUGAAGCUUAUUCAAGAGAAAAAUAAAAUUAUAGAUUUGAGUGGAACUGAGAUUCGGAAUCUGAAGAACUGUUUACAGAAGAUGCAGCUUCAGAAUUGGAGCCUUGCUCAAGCCAACAGCCACAUGUCAGCAGAACUCAAUUUGGGAAAACAAAGGUUAAAAGCAUUACAACAUGAGAUUAUAUGUAAGGAAGCCAUUCUCAAAGCAAAGAAUUCAGAGCUGAAGGAGCAGGAGAAAGUGAAUGUUCCAAAACCCGAAUUUCAGGAGGAACCAAACAAGACAACUCAACUUGCAGAGGAUACCAAAACUUGCAAAGCGAGCAGGAGGGGCCGUCCCGCCAGAAGUCAAUCUCUAGGAAGUUCCACAGUAAAUCACACAAACAUUGAAAAGGAAGUUGCCACAAGCAAAAGGCGUUGUCUGAGGAGACAGUCUGCUAGGUCUAAAAUCGAGCACGAGGAACCAACUGCCGACAAGCUGUUUGAGAUAGACGAAGCCAAGUUUCUGCCUCCUGCUGUGCCAUCCAACAGCCCAAUCUGUGACGACAAUUCAGGAGGCGAAGUGCGAAGGAUGUCUUUAGGAAGACCGAUGCGCAGAGCGGCCGAAAAGGUUCAAUCCUACAGGGAAAGGCCUGUCAAUGUCAAAAUGAGGAGGUCAGAAUGAGAGACAAGUGCCAAAAUUGGUUGGUUGGUUGGUUGUUUGUUGGUGAGCAUUAUGUUAUGCAUGGUGUAUGUAUAAUGUGUUGUUUUACUUACAAUAGAAUCUUGUGAUUGCUGUGAUAGAGAUAGAGUGUGCAUUAUAUAAUGUCUUAUUUAAAGGGAAUCUACAAGUAAGAAGUAGUAGUCUUCAUUACAUUGUGUGAUGAUCGGUUGUAGUAGUAAUUCUAACUUCAGAUUGUGUUUAGAUACGUUUUGUUAAGUGUAUAUCCUCUGCUCGCAAGAGGAAUUAGUCGGGCAGCUUGUAGCUCACUUGCACUCA
Andrographis paniculata is the source of this 1380-nucleotide messenger RNA. Its product is annotated as SHUGOSHIN 2. Gene Ontology annotation, biological process: meiotic sister chromatid segregation; maintenance of meiotic sister chromatid cohesion. The transcript has 10 exons. The record is from RefSeq and is a predicted model, not a curated record. Gene Ontology annotation, cellular component: chromosome, centromeric region. Bases 226 to 1065 code for a protein of 279 amino acids. Lineage: Eukaryota; Viridiplantae; Streptophyta; Magnoliopsida; Lamiales; Acanthaceae.